Messenger RNA from Mobula hypostoma (lesser devil ray), 2451 nucleotides. RefSeq names its product signal transducer and activator of transcription 4-like. The transcript has 24 exons. The record is from RefSeq and is a predicted model, not a curated record. The coding region runs from base 115 to 2403 and encodes 762 amino acids. Gene Ontology annotation, biological process: defense response; cytokine-mediated signaling pathway; cell surface receptor signaling pathway via JAK-STAT. Gene Ontology annotation, molecular function: DNA-binding transcription factor activity, RNA polymerase II-specific; RNA polymerase II cis-regulatory region sequence-specific DNA binding. NCBI's taxonomy places the organism in Eukaryota, Metazoa, Chordata, Chondrichthyes, Myliobatiformes, Myliobatidae.
AACACAUGCUGCUGCACUGAGCACCUAGUCUGCCGACAGAGGCACAUAUGUAUACCGACUGAUCACUGUUGCAGCUGACACAUACAGUGCGAGUAUUGUAAAGAAACUGGAAGAAUGUCUCAAUGGCAUCAACUCCAUCAACUGGAUGCACAACUCCUGGAAAAAGUAGACCAGUUGUAUGAUGAUACAUUUCCCAUGGAGGUCCGUCAAUUCCUGGCUGUUUGGCUAGAAAACCAGGAUUGGGAACUUGCCUCGAAUAAUGAUUCACUGGCCACCCUUCUCUUCCAUAACUUAUUAAAACAAAUAGAUGAUCAGUACAGCCGUUUCUUCCUAGAGAAGAAUUUCCUUCUUCAACACAACCUGAAAAGAAUUAAACAAAACCUGCAGGUACAAUAUCUUGGAAAUCCUUUACAUAUGGCAUCAGUUAUAGCAAACUGCCUCAGGGAAGAACGGAAGAUCCUCACAACAGUCAACACUCCUGAACAGGAACAUGAAGAAAAGUUACUGCAGAGCUCAAUGAUUUCUGAAAGACAAAGAAGUCUAGAACAUCGAAUGACUGCUAUAAAGACCAAUACACAGUUUGUGGAACAAGACGUAAAAUACCUUGAGGACCUGCAGGAUGAGUUUGAUUUCAGAUAUAAGACACUACAAACACAAGAACACAGUGAUAGAAACAGCGUUCACAUGAAGGAAGAGGUUUUUCGGUUACAGGGCAUGCUCAAUCAGCUGGAUCAUAAACGAAAGGAGGUACUCCAUAAGAUUACAGAGCUGUUAAACCAAAUGGAUUUCCUAAUGAACAGACAACUGUUUGAAGAGCUAACAGAUUGGAAACGACGGCAGCAAAUUGCCUGCAUAGGAGGUCCACACAAUACGUGCCUUGAUCAGCUGCAGAAUUGGUUUACAUUGUUUGCAGAGAGCUUAUUUCAGGUCAGAAGACAGCUAAAAAAGCUAGAGGAGCUGCUGCAGAAAGUGACCUAUGAUGGAGAUCCAAUGCCUCUGCAAAGACCUCAUUUGGAGGAAAGAGUGAACAUCUUAAUUUACAGUUUCAUCAAAAGUUCUUUUGUGGUGGAGAGACAGCCUUGUAUGCCAACUCAUCCACAGAGAGCGAUGGUCCUAAAAACAGGAGUACAAUUUACUGUCAAGAUAAGGUUUUUAGUGAAACUACCUGAGUUAAACUACCAGCUAAAAGUGAAAGCUACAAUUGACAAGGAGAGUUCAACAGCAAGAGGAUAUCGCAAAUUUAAUAUAUUAGGCACGAAUACCAAAGUAAUGAAUAUGGAAGAAUCAGUCAAUGGGAGUCUCUCUGUGGAAUUCAGGCACUUGCAACUUAAAGAACAGAAGUCAUCAGCAGGAACUAAAGGAAAUGAGGGUCCUCUCAUUGUCACAGAGGAGCUCCAUUCAAUAAAUUUUGAAACACAGUUUAGUCAUCAAGAUUUAAUUAUAGAUUUAGAGACCAGUUCUUUGCCUGUGGUGGUCAUCUCGAAUGUAAGCCAGCUGCCCAGUGGUUGGGCUUCUGUUAUAUGGUACAACAUGUUAAUGAAUGAUCCCAAGAAUUUGACUUUGUUCACCAACCCUCCCACUGCCACUUGGAGUCAGCUCUCAGAGGUGCUAAGUUGGCAGUUCUCCUCUUACGUGGGGCGAGGUCUGAAUCCUGACCAGCUCAAUAUGUUGGCAGAGAAACUGCUAGGACAGCAGGUGAAUUACAAUGAUUGCCACAUUUCAUGGAAUAAAUUCUGUAAGGAGAAUCUGCCAAACAGAUUCAGUUUCUGGUUGUGGUUGGAUGGAAUCCUGGAACUCAUCAAGAAGCACCUUUUGACUUUGUGGAUUGAUGGAUACAUUGUGGGGUUUGUGAGUAAGGAGAAGGAACGCGCAUUACUGAAGGAUAAACCAUCUGGCACUUUCCUGCUGCGGUUCAGUGAAAGCAGCAGGGAUGGUGCUAUCACCUUCACCUGGGUGGAUCGAUCUGAAAACGGAGAAAUGAAAUUUCAUUCUGUGGAACCUUAUUCCAAGAGCCAGUUGUUAGCAGUUCCUUUGCCUGAUAUUAUCCGAGACUACAAAGUAAUGGUGGCUGAAAAUAUCCCAGAGAACCCACUGCAGUAUCUAUAUCCUGAUAUUCCAAAGGAUAAGGCAUUUGGGAAGCAUUACAAUAAUAAGCCAAAAGAAGUUUCUGAACCUACUGAGACAGAGAAGAAAGGCUACAUUUCCUCAAGGUUUAUCCCAUUCUCUGAAUUUCCAAAUGCUUCCACGGCUCCAGUUUCUUCAUCGGACUUACUUCCUAUGUCACCAGGAGUAUAUGCUGAACUGAAACAGCAGCUGAGUCCAGCGGAAAUCGAGACUGCUGAGGAGGAACAGGCUGCUAGUGUUGCCAACAGUCCCACAUUGGACAGGAUGCCCUGUAUUUAAAUGGAAAUUGGAUGUCUUUACAAUAUCAGAUUGGAUGUUUUUGCCGAC